Messenger RNA from Gadus macrocephalus (Pacific cod), 1275 nucleotides. RefSeq lists its product as uncharacterized. The record is from RefSeq and is a predicted model, not a curated record. Bases 1 to 1176 code for a protein of 391 amino acids. Gene Ontology annotation, molecular function: nucleic acid binding. NCBI's taxonomy places the organism in Eukaryota, Metazoa, Chordata, Actinopteri, Gadiformes, Gadidae. The transcript has 2 exons. Gene Ontology annotation, biological process: DNA integration.
AUGGCGAAGGUUUCGGAGCCGUGGUCUGCCCGUCAGCAGUGCCAGCUGGCCUACAUCUCAGAGUUUACAACGGACAUCCGCCAUGUGGCGGGUAAGGACAAUCACGUGGCUGAUUGCCUCUCCCGGGCCAUCGCAGGAGCUGUCCACCUGGGAAUCGACUACACCAGCAUGGCAGGUGAUCAGGCCUCCGACCCGGAGGUCCAGGCUCUGAGGACAGCUGUCACGGGACUCAGUUUGGAGGACAUCAAGUACGACAACGUCGGUGCCACGCUCCUGUGGUUCAGCUACCUCCUGACGAUGGUGGACAGGACCACCCGCUGGCCGGAGGCUGUCCCGCUGGCAUCCACUACGACCUCUGACGUGGCCCGGGCGUUCAUAGGCACCUGGGUCGCCCGGUUUGGCCCCCCUUCUGAUGUCUCCUCUGACAGGGGACCUCAGUUCACUUCCGAGCUGUGGAAUGCGGUCGCCGGGGGCCUGGGUGUGCGGCUCCAUCGAACAACCGCUUAUCACCCACAGGCUAAUGGGUUGUGUGAGGGGUUUCAUCGCUCCUUGAAAGCUGCACUCCGGGCCAGCCUUACGGAUGACGGUUGGGUUGAUAGGCUCCCCUGGGUCAUGUUGGGCCUCCGGACUGCCCCUAAGGAGGACCUGCGGGCUUCGUCGGCCGAGCUGGUUUACGGGCAGCCACUAAGGGUUCCUGGGGAUUUCAUCCCCACCGCCACAGCUCCCUGGUCGGCGGCCCAGGAGCGGACCUCGCUCCAGGACAGGGUCCGGGGUUUCACGCCGGUGCCCACCUCGCAGCACGGCCUCCCGAAGGCUUGUGUGCCGCCCAGCCUGCGGAUGGCGGGGUAUGUGUUCAUCCGCCAUGAUGCCCAUCGGGGCCCUUUCCGUCCUCCCUACAACGGUCCGUUUCGCGUCCUGGAGGCCGGUGACAAGGCCUUCUUGGUAGACAUUGGGGGCAGGCCUGACUACAUUUCGGUCGAUCGCCUCAAGCCGGCCCACCUGGAUCUGGACCAGCCCGUGGGGUUGGCUCUGCCCCCGCGGCGGGGUCGUCCUCCGGUUUCCAAGCCACACCGCCUCAUGACUCCUGCGCUGCCUGCUGUGGCCCCCUCGGCCCCCACACCGGUUCCGCUGAGUCGUUUCGGGCGUGUGCUCAGGGCUCCUUCCCGUUGGCCUUGACUGUUUGGGAGUGUGAAUUCUGGGGGGGCGUCUGUAGCGGUAUCGUAAUUCAAUGUGUAUGUUGUAUGGUGCGUGCCCCCUUUAAGGGAAGGGGGCGUG